UACUCGGCGACACGUCGAGCCUCUGGCAUUUGUCAAUGACAGGUUGCUUUCAUUUUCUAUGCCUUGUUUGAUAACUCGGAUGGUUGGAGCAGGAAACAGGCGAGCAUGCAUAGAGCCGCAUACACCGUGUUACAUGACUGGACAAACAGGGCCGUCCCAUUGACUGUACGGCGCAGCUCAAAAAGCAGAGCGUUCCUGUGGAGCUCGCGUGAUUACAGUGUGGUCCCGCCCCCGCGUGACAGGGCAGAGAAGGAGAUGAUCGACCGCAUCCUACGUGUGGACCAUGCUGGUGAAUAUGGUGCCAAUCGCAUCUAUGCCGGCCAGAUGGCGGUGUUGGGCAGGUCUCAUACUGGAACUCUCAUCCAGGAAAUGUGGGAUCAAGAAAAAAAACACCUUGAGAAAUUCAAUGAAAUACUUGCUGAGAGCAGAGUUCGGCCAACAGCACUGUUACCUCUUUGGAAUGUUGCUGGCUAUUUAUUAGGGGCCUCUACUGCAAUGUUGGGCAAGGAGGUUGCCAUGGCCUGCACUGUGGCAGUGGAGGAGAGCAUCUCUGAACACUAUAACAGCCAGAUAAGAACUCUGAUGGAGAAGGAUCCUGACAGAUAUACUGAACUAUUAAAAGUUUUAAAAGAGUUCCGAGAUGACGAGAUGGAGCAUCACGAUAUAGGAUUGGAACAUGAUGCUGAAUCUGUACCUGGAUACUGGCUACUUAAAAAUGCUAUCCAGCUUGGGUGCAAAGCUGCAAUUUAUGCUUCUCAACAUGUGUAACUUUUUAUAUUAAAAAAAAUAAAUAAAACUUUGCUUGUUUUAAUACUUUGAAUGGUUUUGCAGUUCCAAUAUUACAUACAGUUGCAAGACAGUAAGUGAACUAUUUGGAAUUACCUGGAUUUCUGCAUGAAUUGGCCAUAAAAUGUGAUCUGAUUUUCAUCUAAGGCACAGAAAUAGACAAACACAGUUUUGUUUAACUAAUUCCAUACAGACAAUUCUGGGCACCAAUCAGCUGACUCUGGGCACCAGCCAAUCGCAGGGAACAUAUAAACAAACAACCGUUUGCACACACAUUCACACCUACGGGCAAUUUAGAGUCUUCAAUUAACCUACCAUGCAUGUUUUUGGGAUGUGGGAGGAAACCUACGCAGGCACUGGAGGACAUGCAAACGUCACACAGGUGAGACUGGAUUUGAUACCGGAUCCUCAGAAAACCAUACAAAAUUAGUGAGGGAUCAAAUAAUUAUUUCCUCCACUCUAUACAGCACUGCAGUAGUAGCUUCAGUAUUCAUAUGUACUGGGUGUACUGUUUAUACAGUAUGUACUGAUAGUGGCACUUUGAAAGCUCUUGUGCGACAUCACAUUUGAGUGUACAAGUGCCCAAUCAGUUUAUUUUGUAGAUCAAUCUAACAAGAACAUUUGCAAACUCAAAUCCACACAUUCCGUCGUCAUUACCUUUCCUGGUGUAAUGCCACAUGGUACAAUUUGCUGCAAGCGUUUAUUCUUGAUUGUUAAAAGGUCAAAUAGCAUGCAGAAUUUAGAUUGAUACCGCUCAUAUGCACUUGAUUUUUUUUAAUUUUUAUUUAUUAUAAUUUUUUUAACAGCACAAUUUUUCUCAACAGUCUUUAUCUCAGCAGAAAUGUCUUAGAGUUGAUUUGUAGCCCAAGUUGGCAAGCUUUGAUCGAUCUAUCUACUUUUGCAGUUAUUUUAGCUGAGGUGGAUUGCACAGCAGAUCUGACCUUAAGGGUCAAUGUGUCACAUGGUCCCCCAUUUCCUAAAAAUAACAUUCACUGUCCUUCCUUUCAAAUAACCCAAACACUGGCAUGCUUGUUGUUAUAACAUUUAGGAGAUAAUGUAAGGGUACUGACUGAUUGAAUAACUUAAGAUCUGCAGAAUAAGUUAAGGCAUUUUAUCAAUUCAUCUUUCUGAAGGAGAGGAGAGGAAGGUCAAGUCCCUUAGUGAACUGAAUUGUAUCCAUUGUAUUCACUUGUAGCAAUAUGAAGAAGAAGAAUGAGCUUUUUCUAAUAUCUGAAAGCUAUGAUUUGUUUAAUAUGGCUUUGCAAAAUUGUUAUAUAACAAGAUGAGGUACUGAACACUUUUAAGAUCAGUAAGCAUCUCUGCUCAUCAUUCAUAGUGCUGAGUUUUGUGCAGGUUGCAGCUGUGAGAAAAAGGAAAUUAAGGUAUAGUAGAUCUGCAUUUUUGGAACUGCCCCAAAAAACACUAACUACUGUAAUUUGCGAAUGGACGGGUUUUGAACUGUCAAUACUGUAUUACCCAGAUCAACAUCAUUCUGUCUUCAUCAUGAGUGUGUGAAUUGUUAACAUUCCUUUCUUUAAAUCGCUUGCAUUCAAAGGAUUUUUCAGAAAUGAAGAAAUUGGCAACAGGGAAUUGAAAAGUCCAAUAAAACGUAGCUAAGCUCGUGGAGUCUGUGACAGCCAUAAAUAAUUUUCAUUGUAAAUCUGUCCCAACAGUAGUAAAAUCUUUCGGAUACAAGUAGUAAUGCCCUUUGGCUUCAGGCUCUGCAGACUGCUCAGUGGCCUGUCUGUGGUUUAUUAUAACUAAGACUCUAGCAUCAGUUUUGUCUGAAGCACUGAUUUAUAGUUUACAUGUCUGACAACUUUCAUUCUGUCUGAUUUUUUUAAAUUUCUUUUAACAAGGCUUCAUCGCAUAUAAGCCUUUUAAAAGUGAUGGAUUGCUUUACUAUAUUGUACAGUAUGAUCUUUGUUUCAUCUGCAUUGAGCACCAGGGCAAAUUCCUUGCAAAGUAAAAGCAGAUUUUCUUUUUUCUUUUUUUUUUUUUUGGGCGACAAUAUCAACAUCGGAACACGUUACACAUAAUUGGAGGUGUAUUAAAAAGUAUUUUAAAAAAGUUAUAAAGACUUUUCAGUGUGACUACUACAAUAACAAACAGUAAAAUGAAUACUUAUAUGAUAGUAUCAAUCAAAACUGAGAAAUAGUAUCUUCAUUAAAUAUAUUUUUAUACAGCUCUUGCAUUGGAUCUCAUUAGAUUGUGCAGUUGAAUCUAAUCUUGUGGCCAGAUAGAGGAGAUAGCACUAAAAGCCCACUCCAAGUAAACUUUGUGUAUUCUCUUUACAAACAUACUUUAACAGUAUCAAAUUUCUCAUUGAAAUAAUGCCAUUAGUCAAACUACAGAUUGACAGACAGACGCUUUAUUCAUCCUGUGAGGAAAAUAUUAAUAACAAACAAUAGAUCAUUUCCAGGUCCUGCCUGCUGCUUAGUAACAUAAAAGUUUUUUUUUCAAACGUAAAGUAAUCAUUAGUUGCCACAUUUUAUAUAUAUAUAUAUAUAUAUAUAUAUAUAUAUAUAUAUAGUGGUACAUAACCAGGUCUAGUCAAUUCAAGUUUAUUUGUAUUGCCUUUAAUCACAAAACAUUGUCAUUAUGACAAUAACAUUUGGUAAGCCUGCCCGUUUGACUGUGGAGGGUGAUAAACAUGGAUGCUAUCAAGUCAUCUGAAAUUUCAUUUGUGUAUAGAAUCAUGUACCUAACUAGAGGCUCCCAGAAGUGAAAAGCAGUUAGUUCGAACAGACUCACUCAAUCUUCUCAAACAUUCGGUUAACCAGGUCAACUAUUCACAUUCAGCAGCAGCAUGCGCUUACAGGAAACACCCACACUCAGGCAGGAAACUUUAUAAAUAGUAAACAGUACACAUUUUACUGUCCAGUUUGGCAUACUUGGAGCAUACGUACCUCUUGCAUGGUGUCACUGGAUGCUUUAGUUGUGGGAAUCUAAAGGUGAUGUAACUGCAUUAGUGUAAAUACCGCUGUAAAAUGUAUUUCGGAAAGUUACUGUUUUUUUUCCCAUUUAUUCCUAAAAUGUUUUGUGUGUGUGUGGCCUAAACUACCUAUAACCACAUUGUGAGACAAAUAUUGAAUACUAUUAAUAUUGCAUUUUAUACACACAGCAUACUAAAUAUUGCAUUUAGCAGGAUUAAACUGUUAGUGCAGGUCCGGUCUGCAAUACAGUACUCAAGGAAUGUGACAAACUUGCUGAUGAGUGUGUUUGUGUGCUCAGCAUGGUGUGACAUAUUGCUGGUUAUACAUUAAUAUAUCAAUAGAGCGCUGGUGGUCAUCUAUUCUAGCAUAAUUACAAGGCCACUUUGGAGCUUCACGUCGUGUACCCAAAACACACUUAAAAACUGUUAAGCCACAGCAGAGCUCAGGCUGGAAUUAUAGGCCUCCAGACACCGUGUAAAUUGAGGAAUUUGUGGAAUGAAGUGAACAACAUGCCAUUUUUCAGCAUUUUUGCUACAUAAGACUGGCUAAUAUGUCAUUAUCAUUUACCAAGCUGCACAAAAUGAUUUUGUCAGGACUAAUAAAUCAGAGUUUGUCUUAGUCUGUCUCCAGAAGCUCGUUUAAAGUCCAAAGCACAUUUCUGUCUGUGAUAUUUACAAAUUUGUAGUGUUGCCACAGUUACCUUGAUAAGGUAACUUAGUUACUUUACUGAUUACUUGAGCUUAGAACUAACUUAGUUACUUUACUGAUUACUUGAUUUCAAAAGUAACUAAAUUAGAAAAAAAGUAACUUUUUAGUUACUUUCGGCAGCUGUCAAGUGUAGUAAUAUCACUUAUCCACAGUACAAAACAAGCAUUAGCUUAACCGUACCCAUUACUUGGUAAUGUAUGCCACACAAGUUACAGAAGGAUGUCAUCAACAUGAAAAAAAAAAACUUAAAUAUGAGUGUAGUUGAAACCACAUUAAAUGAGCAACUUAGAGCACACUUGACAUGCCAAAUAGCCACCUAAAUAGAUAGCAUUCUCAGUACACUUCUUUAAAGACUAUUAACUGAUAGACAGACACAGACUGUAGCAACCCUGCCGACUGUGUGGGGGUCCAUUAAGGCAACUGUGUGUGUGUGUGCGCACGCGCAUAGUGUACAACGAACCUUACUUAGUAUUGUCCUCUUUAGAGAAAAUCAUUUUUGGAAUAAUGCGUUACCGGCACCACUGCAAAUUUGCCAUCGUGAUGUUCCACGUGUUUCACGUGGUAUGAGUCUUUUGACAUUAAAUUUGAUUGUAAAUGUAGAAUUUGUACCUAAUUGUGUUUUGUAUAGGGUAAUUUAGUUGUAAGUGGUUCAGGAAAAAGUGCUUUAUCCUUUUUUCCCCCCACUAAAUUAGUCACCCCAAACCGUUUCCUAAAAAUCUACCCUCGUCAUGGCUCGUACAUCUAUCACAGUUGUAGAGUGUGACCACACAAUUCCACUUAAAACCGGUUUUUAUAUAUAUUUUUUUAUAUUAUUAUUAUUUUAGGCGGCACGGGGGACGACUGGUGACCACAUCUGCCUCACAGUUCUGAGGACCGGGGUUCAAAUCCCGGCCUCGCCUGUGUGGAGUUUGUCCCGUGCCUUUGUGGGUUUUCUCCGGGUCCUCCGGUUUCCUCCCACAUCCCAAAACAUGCAUGGUAGGUUAAAUGAAUACACUAAAUUGCCCGUAGGUGUGAA
This is a messenger RNA of Phycodurus eques (leafy seadragon), 5445 nucleotides long. RefSeq names its product coenzyme Q7 homolog, ubiquinone (yeast) (gene coq7). Gene Ontology annotation, molecular function: 3-demethoxyubiquinol 3-hydroxylase activity. The transcript is spliced from 6 exons. Lineage: Eukaryota; Metazoa; Chordata; Actinopteri; Syngnathiformes; Syngnathidae. Gene Ontology annotation, cellular component: nucleus; mitochondrial inner membrane. The record is from RefSeq and is a predicted model, not a curated record. Gene Ontology annotation, biological process: ubiquinone biosynthetic process; regulation of reactive oxygen species metabolic process; regulation of gene expression. Bases 106 to 768 code for a protein of 220 amino acids.